Molecule: messenger RNA, 1499 nt
Organism: Neocloeon triangulifer
Lineage: Eukaryota; Metazoa; Arthropoda; Insecta; Ephemeroptera; Baetidae
Exons: 5
Coding region: 96-743 (215 amino acids)
Biological process (GO): biological process involved in interspecies interaction between organisms
Cellular component (GO): external side of plasma membrane
Molecular function (GO): carbohydrate binding
Source: RefSeq, a predicted model, not a curated record
AUAAAGACGCAGUAGUAGGAAGUUUGAGAACUUAAGCCACCAUCAUGCUACUUGACUUGGCAUUUAAUUAAUAUUUUUACUAUUUUCAUAACACGAUGAUUCGCUUGCCCCUUCAUAAAAGGUCCAAAGAGAAUGUGGAUACAAAGAUUCGCGACUUAGCUACGCAAAUUCUGGUAUUUAGCAUAGCCAUCUUGUUUGGGAUAUUAAGCACUGUUAUCUUAAACUACUUCCUGGUCUGGGAACUCUGGGACAAUGGGCUGCAAUUGUUUAGGAGCAAAGAGACUUUGCCCACGCACUCUCCACUUUGCCUGAUUGCUCGCUCAAACAAUUUGACUCAACUUUCCAAUGAUAAAAGAUAUUACUUCUCACAUCCAAAUCAAGCAAACUGGACGGUCGCCAAUAGCACUUGCACGGAAAUGGGAUUGCAUUUGGCUUCCCUAAAGAACCAAGUUGACUUGUCAAUUGUGUGGCAUGAACUGAAAAGAUUUACAAAUGAAAACCACAUUUGGUGGGUGUCAGCAAAAGACUUUAGUACAGUUGAUAGACAUCACGAUUUUCAAUGGUUUGAUGGAACAAAGAUUGACAUCAAUAGCGAACUUUGGAGCCCAAAAGACAAAGGCAGAUCAGGCUGCGUCCGAUUAGUUUAUGGCAAUAAUACAUCCUGGACUGACAAAUUGUAUCGCGGAUCUUGCUCUGAACAUUGGGGUGUAUACAUCUGCGAACUCCCGUCAGAGUGCUAUUAACAACUUCAUUGGUAGAAGUCUUUGGUAAAGUUAAAAAAACCUUUUCUAUGUAACCCUGAACUUAAGUUUUCAAUCACAAUUUAGUUACACAAGCUGUAUUAACAAUUACGCUAUCAUCUCAUUUAUUUCUGUUCCUUCAUUGCCUUUAACUAGAUUGAAGGAGACUUAAAUGGAAAUUCAAUAUUAAGCUUUCAUUAAUUAUUUGAUAUUAUUUUAUUUUCUAUUAUUCGAUCAAAAUAUAAAUUUAUAACUAAUAAUAUUAAAUGCUUGCUUAGUUUCAACGUCUGCAAACUUUGUCUGGAAUACAUUUAUAGCAUAAUUCUGCAUUUUAGAUUGAUUGUGUCUAGAAAAAGAAUUUUUCUUACUUCACGUCAAAUUGGUUUUGUGUUGCUCAAAGUCUGCGCAUCACAACAAUCAGACUCGAUUUGAUCGUUGUUUGAGCUCUAUGAUUGGAUACAAGAAAAGUGUAUUACUCAAUCAGAGUGCUCAGCAGCAGUCCAGAUUUGCUCUAUUAAUUCUUAUGUGAUGAGCAGACCUUAGUUUUUAUGUAGAUUUCUGACUUUAUUUUAAUUAAGUAUCCUUUCACAUUAAGUUAAAUGCAAGUGAAUGCAAGAAUUUGUAUUUUUUUUAUGUUUACUUUAUCAAAAUAUUUUUUAAGUUUGUUCUUCAAAAUAAACUUGUAUAUUAACCCUUUAUCUUGCUUUGAUGUAAGAAUAUAAAUCAAAGUCUUUGUUACCAGUUAAAUUUUUUUAUUAU